Molecule: messenger RNA, 278 nt
Organism: Acanthoscelides obtectus
Lineage: Eukaryota; Metazoa; Arthropoda; Insecta; Coleoptera; Chrysomelidae
Source: the annotation of a GenBank genome assembly
CAACGCUUUUAUUAAGAAUACUUUCCUGGCACACAGGAAAAAAUGCUAUAAGCAAAAUGGCUGCUGAUGCUCAUGAUAGGAAAAGAAAUACAGAAAAAAUGGAAGAAUCUGAAGGACUGCUUUGCAAGGGAACUUGCAGCUCAACGAAAAGUGAAAAGUGCAAAAAAAGGCGAAAAUACAUUUAUUUCGAUUUGUUGUUAUUUCUGCUUCCUUCCAUGAAUGAUCGACCUACAAGUAGUAACACUGCACCUAUAGAAAAUACGAACGACAAUGUCUAA